GUCUGAUCGAACUCGCUAGUUAAUGCAGCCGUUUGACUUAACAGCAAGUUUGGGCUUCUCACUCGGAUGGCAUGUCAAUGCGCCGGAUAAGGCUCUUCAAGUCUUGCCAAAUACAUCAGAUAAGUUCAUCCCGGAUCUACUUCACCUCCCAUUUUCUUCAUAGCUCUCCUUACCCAUGCUAUUCGCCCAUAUUUCGAAGUCUGAGGUCAGAAUUUUGUUUGCCUCAAGGUAACGCAUCGGUCGACGAAUGAGUACUUGAUGUCAAGGAUAGACAGAAAGUCGGUUUAUCUUUUUUAGUAUAGCCAACUACGUUGCGAAGUCACAACAUGUCACAAACGUUAAGAGAUGCGGGUCCACGUCCCAUGCUACAUGCAACACCAUCUCUAGCAGCCAGUGAACGCCGGAGCGUGUUGAGUGUGCGAUCCUUCGCUGCUUUUGAAGAAGAUGAUGUGGAAGAAGAAGACGGAGUUACAAUCUCUGAUAUCUUUAAGAGACGAUCAAGCUUAGGAACCCCUGUUGCCGAAACUGUUGCGUCUCCCGUGACAUUUAGGAAGAUAUGGGCAGGAACAGCAAACCUGGCGCAUUUCAACGGAGUAUCUCGAGGGCUAAUACGUUCUAAGAGCAUCCAGAGCAAUCCCGAGUGUAACCAAAUGGGUCUGAUAACUGCGCCGGAGUCUAGUAACCCAAAAUCUGCAGAGACUCGCUCAAACUCGAGUCCAGCUAGAAGCCUUUUGUCCCAUUCAAUGAAAUCUGAGGUCAACUCCUCGUUUUCAUCAUUGCCUGCUGCGCAUAGCGGUGCAUUACACGGGCUGCAGAUUAAGGGGUUCAUAGACGAUGACGGGCUCAAGCCCUUGACAGAAGAAGAAUUCGAUUCAGCCUCGUUUAACCUCAUCUCACCAGCGAACGGCUCGACUCAGUAUUCACUAGAGGCGAGGUCAGAUAUUCUCUUUUCGAUAGAUCACCUAAAGGUGAUAUUCAAUAAUCCGCCUCUACUUCGAACGUUUGUAGAGUUUCUCCAUACCAUCAGGCCAAAAUCUAUCCCUCUGCUAGUGCACUACCUGGAUGUACUGAAAGCCUUGAAGGCCAUCAAGUACUCAAACAUGAUUGUACAAUCCUCAGCUUCUAUCGAAGCACUAGAGUUUAACAAUCAGGCUAUUCCCGACACCAACAACCAAUCGCUCCUAGCCAGGGCCAACGAGAUAUUUCAAGUUUUAGCUAGGGAAUAUUUACCUGCGUAUAUUACCCACGUCUGGGUUCAGAUAGUGAGCGUGACUAUAAAGAGACGGGUCACAGAUACACUACCGGUCCACCUUAGAGACCUCUCCGAAGGAUUGGCUGAGGUUUUCUGCUUGACAGACCCAUCAAGGCAUGGCAAUCCCAUUAUUUUUGCUAGCGAAGAAUUUCACAAAAUGACAGGGUAUGGGGUGAACUACGUUUUAGGCCGAAAUCCUCGUUUCCUUCAAGGGCCUCGCACAGAGCCAUCAAGCGUGAGGAGGAUUAGGGAGCACCUGGAAGCGGGAAAAGAACAUUGCGAGGUCUUCCUAAACUACCGGCGUGACGGAUCUCCGUUCAUGAACCUCCUCAUGGUCGCACCUCUUGUUGACAGUUGUGGCAUUGUUCGAUAUCAUAUUGGAGCUCAGAUUGACGUAUCGGGUCUAGCAAAAGAAUGUGCAGGUCUGGAUUCACUCAGGCAGCUUCUUGCCCAGCAUCACGAUGAACCCAAAUCAGACAACGGCGAGGCCCCGAGGACUCGUGAAUACGCCAUGGGGAGUUUCCGUGAACUUGCAAGAAUGUUCAGCUCCGAGGAACUAAAAGCGGUUCAAGAAGUAGGUGGUUCUCGCAUUGAAAAUGUGGAAGAUAUCAUCGUGACUAGAUCGAAUCGGCGGAAACCAAGACAUCUGAUGACAGACGAUGCCAAGCCAGAACACCCCAAAACUGAUGCUGCACCUAAUAUGUCGGCCUCGUCAAGUGACCGCCUAGGCAGCGUGUAUGAGAACUAUCUGCUGGUGCGCCCGUACCCAAGCCUCCGGAUCCUGUUUGCUUCGCCGUCUAUGCGGAUACCAGGUAUUCUGCAGAGCCACUUCAUGUCCCGAGUCGGAGGGUCACAAGCCACCCGCGAAGCAAUUGUCCAGGCCUUCGCCGACGGUCAUGGCGUUACCGCCAAGAUCCGCUGGGUGACUAGGACGGAUAGCCAUGGGAAAGGAAGAUGGAUCCACUGCACGCCUCUGCUCGGUGCCAAAGGGGUUAUCGGUGUGUGGAUGGUGGUCCUUGUUGAUGACGAAGCAGACGCUACGCUUAGACGUUCUCGAGAGGCCCCCCCUGUGGACUUGCAUAUUGGGGGACAGAAACCAUUUGACGGAGACGGCUAGAGUGGGAAAUUUACAGCCCAAUGGCUGUUUUUAUUUUGACCUUUCAUGUUUUCUUCUGCUUAGGUGUGUUAGAAUUUUAAGUGCUCCUCGGAUAUCAUGAUGAUGGCUAUAGUCGGACACGUUCAAGGACCCUGACU
Molecule: messenger RNA, 2506 nt
Organism: Hypoxylon fragiforme
Lineage: Eukaryota; Fungi; Ascomycota; Sordariomycetes; Xylariales; Hypoxylaceae
Exons: 5
Coding region: 327-2369 (680 amino acids)
Cellular component (GO): nucleus
Source: RefSeq, a predicted model, not a curated record